CCACAGCAGCCCACGGAGUACUUCGACAUGGGCAUCUUCCUGGCCUUCUUCGUGGUCGUGUCGCUGGUUUGCCUCAUUCUGCUCAUCAAGAUCAAACUGAAGCAGCGGAGGAGCCAGAGCUCGAUGAACAGAAUGGCCAUCCAGGCGCUGGAGAAGAUGGAGACGAGGAAGUUCAAGGCCAAAGGGCCGAAGGUGCAGCGCGACAGCGGCUGCGGCCCCCCCGACGCGCUGAGCGGCAGCUCCACCUCCGACUGCGCCAUCUGCCUGGAGAAGUACACCGACGGCGAGGAGCUGCGAGUGAUCCCCUGCGCUCACAGAUUUCACAAGAAGUGCGUGGACCCGUGGCUGCUGCAGCAUCACACGUGUCCCCACUGCCGACACAACAUCAUCGAGCAAAAGAAGGGAAACCCAGGCCCGGCGUGCACGGACCCCGGCAACCCGGUCCACGGGCGGCAGCGGGUGGUGCUGCCGGUGCACUACCCCGGCAGGGUGCACCGGGCGGGUCAGGUGACAGCCUACCCAACCAGAACCAGCAUGGAUCCCCACGGCAACCCCAUCACCGUGCUCACCGCGGAGCAGCACGCCGACCCGCCGGGCCUGUACACGCCGCAGCCGGCGCCCGCCUUCCUGCGGAGCUACCACCCCGCGCUCCACCUGGACCACUCGCUCGGCCCCCACCACUGCGGCCUGGAGCACCGCGGCCCCCCCGCCUUCCCGCCGCAGCCGCACCACGCCGCCUUCAAGCGGCCCAAGUUCCACGGGCGCAGCUUCUCCCGCGCCGCCUGCUUCUCGCAGUACGAGACCAUGUACCAGCACUACUACUUCCAGGGGCUGACUUUCCCCCAGCAGCCCGACGGGGGCCAAGGGCCCGGCGCCGGCGGGGCGGGGGCCCACAAGGGCCACCACAGCCGGGCCUUUCAGCAGGGGCUGCUGUACCCGACGGUGGUGCACAUGGCCCCACCCGCCUCGUCCUCGCGGCUGGGCGACGUGGCGGCGGCCGGCGGCCCCGGCCCCCCCCCCUCGGGCCUGGGCUGUUACCACGGCCACCGCUCGGUGUGCAGCGGCUACCUGGCCGACUGCCCCGGCAGCGACAGCAGCAGCAGCUCCUCGGGGCCGUGCCACUGCUCCUCCAGCGACUCCAUGCUGGACUGCACCGAGGUCAGCAACCAGGGGGUGUACGGCAGCUGCUCCACCUUCCGCAGCUCGCUGAGCAGCGACUACGACCCCUACGUGUACCGCAGCAAGAGCCCCUGCAGGGGCUCCGUCGGGGAGGCGGCGUGCACCGCGGCCCCCGCCGAGGACUCGUUGUUGUCGCCCCCGGCCCCCUCGGGACACGACUGCCUCCAGCCGCCCCCCCCCGCGGGGGACCGCGUCUCUCUCGACUGCAGCAGUCGCUCAUCACUGGAACCCAGGGAGCACGGCCACGCCGCCACUACCUCAGCCCCCGAGGCCCCCGGGGCGGACAGGGGGGGGAAGGGGGCGCUGGACGAGUCGGGGGAGGUCGGGGCGGCGGCCUGCAGCUGCUGCUUUGAGGUGCUCCCCCCCGGCGCCGAGUGCAGGGGGCGGGACUCGGACCAGGCGGGGCGCUUUCACAGGGGGGGCGAGUUUCAGAGCUCGGCCACCACGAACUACUUCGCCCCAGAGCACAUGUGCCCCCCCGCGGAGCAGCUGCCCUGCUGCUUCUACAAGGAGAUGAAGGCGCACAGGGCGGCGGCGGGGGGGCGCUACGGCGAGGACUACGCCGUCAGCGUGCAGUACGCCCCCGCCGACCCGGAGGCCCGCCCCGGGCAGGGCUGCUGCGAGCUCAACCAGAGGAUACCCAUAAUCCCCGAGGACACGGACUGCGAGUCGGGCGGCGGGGGGGCGGAGCUCAGGGAGGGUUACUUCGCCUCGGGACCCCCGAGAGGUCGGCUCUACCCCCAGGAGGAGGAGGCCCGGGCUCUGUUCCCCCCCCAGCGGUCCGCCGCGCUGGGCGGCGGCACUUCGGCGAGCGGGGGGGGGGGGCGCGGGGGUCUGAGCGCCGGCCCUCGGGGCAGCACGUGUUUUUGGUUCCCAACCCCCCCCCCCGGCCGGUGCACCGGAUGUUUUCCCGCUGAACGGGCGCCGCGCGUCCGCUUCGUCGUCGUCGUCAUUUCGCCCUCGAGGGCGGUCGAGCUGCGUUGCCGUGGCGCCGAGGGUGGAUCCGGGGGGGGGUGGGGGGGAGGUUGUUAACAAACAGAAGGGGCGGGGCGCUGUCUGCCGCCGUCGGGCUCUUGUGAGAUUUCAAGUUUUUUUUGUUUUUUUCAGAUUUGAAUCAAGAAAAAGCUCUUUUGAGAUGUCCCCCCCCCCUACCCCCCCCCCCCCUCUUAAUUCACAGACAUCUGCACACAUGACCACUGGCGGCCUGUGAAGCUUCCUCCACCAACCCCACCAGGUCGUACGGACGUAGCGAUACCAAAACAGAGAGACACGAUUGUUCCUUUUUUUUCUUUUGGUUUCUUUUGUACUUCUAUCUAAAGCAGGGAAAUGGGUCUUUCUUGGGGAGGGUGCGGCCCACCCGGUUCUCUGAGGAGAAGAAGCUAUAUCUGACAGUGAAUGCAUAGAAAUGUGAACGCGUGGCCGACUCCGGUCUCUCAAGUCGUUUUUUUUUUUUUGUAGCAAAGAGACAGCGAGCUGCAGUCGGGUCCAUUUGAACCUCUGCUUUGGAAGCCCUUUAGAAGGUUCUUUUUGCUGUCAUAUACCCAAUUUCCUCAAUGAGGCAUGCCUCUCAUAAAAAAAAAACAAA
Messenger RNA from Pungitius pungitius (ninespine stickleback), 2764 nucleotides. It is a transcript of the gene znrf3, whose product is annotated as zinc and ring finger 3. The annotation marks the transcript as partial. Gene Ontology annotation, biological process: ubiquitin-dependent protein catabolic process; Wnt receptor catabolic process; negative regulation of canonical Wnt signaling pathway. Gene Ontology annotation, cellular component: plasma membrane. The transcript has 4 exons. The record is from RefSeq and is a predicted model, not a curated record. NCBI's taxonomy places the organism in Eukaryota, Metazoa, Chordata, Actinopteri, Perciformes, Gasterosteidae. Gene Ontology annotation, molecular function: ubiquitin protein ligase activity; frizzled binding.